Messenger RNA from Xylona heveae TC161, 1452 nucleotides. RefSeq lists its product as hypothetical. The transcript has 2 exons. The coding region runs from base 1 to 1452 and encodes 483 amino acids. Gene Ontology annotation, cellular component: nucleus. NCBI's taxonomy places the organism in Eukaryota, Fungi, Ascomycota, Xylonomycetes, Xylonales, Xylonaceae. Gene Ontology annotation, biological process: positive regulation of transcription by RNA polymerase II. Gene Ontology annotation, molecular function: zinc ion binding; DNA-binding transcription factor activity, RNA polymerase II-specific; sequence-specific DNA binding. The record is from RefSeq and is a predicted model, not a curated record.
AUGGUCCAGCCCAGAAUGGAAACCGGCCAAGCAAAGCAAAAGCUUCGUCUGGCCUGUGACAAUUGCCAUCAAGCCAAAGUGAGGUGCUCCGGUGAGAGGACCUGCCACCGCUGCUUGGAGAGAGACCUGGAUUGUCGUUACAGCUUAGCAACGCGAGCAGGGAAACCAAAAGGUAGCAGAAAUCGAAAGACUCUAGAACGCCUGAGUAGGAUGCGGGAAAAGUUAGAACGUGCUCAGAAAGAGCACACAGAUGUAAUUCAAGAUGCACCUCGCUCACUCAGUGGCUCUAACACUUCGUCCGUCACGCCCUAUGAAGCAUCAUGGUCUCCUGGCAGCAGUUGUCACACCGAACUGAAUGGAGUUGUUGAUAUCGACUUGAAUGCUUUCUGGUAUGGUCCUGAUGACUUGCCCUCAUUUGGUUUAUUAUCCGAGACUGGCAAUUCCUGCACUAUGGAUACGGUCGAUUCAUUUGAUCCCGUACACAAAAUGUCCUCCAAAAUUGUAGGCCAAUUUUCCACCACCUGCAAGAAUGGAGAUGAAAGCUUUAGCGCGGCCAUAUCGGGCCCGGCGGGUUUCCAUUCCAACCUUGAUCCGUCUCUUUUGCUAGAUUCUGCAAAGCCGCCAAAUCAUCUUGACGUGGCUACGUUUACGGAAGUGUCAGCCAAUGACAAUGUUCAAGAAAAUUCGCAUCUGCUUUCAUCGACCGUAUCAACGGAAAUGCUACUCAAAGAGGCUGGUGAUACCAACAAAUCUCUGCAAACUCCAAAUUUAUGUAGUCGGUGUGAGUGCAUCGAAAAUCAAGUGAAAGUGGUCGACCGCUUGUUCCGACUUGGACUGUCAUCAGAAAAACAGCGCUUGGAUCUUGGUUUAGAGUGUACGACAUCCGCGCUUUCGACUUGUCGAACAUUUCUCGUCUGUGAGAAAUGUGAGAAGGACUCCAUUAGCACUCUCCUCGCUCUUUCUGCGAUUAGACUUGUCUUUCGUUGCUUUGAGAGUCUCUUUGCCCAUAAUUUCUCCGCACAAACAGCUUCGGACCCGAUGCCAUUAAAAUUAGGAGACUAUCAAGUUUCACAAGAAGAAGGGAAAGUCGUCAAGACGGUUCUCAUUCGGCAGGUUCUUCUGCGUGGAGGUGAUACCCUCGCAAGCUUCCGUCAAUUGCUGGAUCGGAACGUCGAAGCUAGUGCAGGCAGUGUUCGAGGAUCUGAGCCAGACGGAUUGGUGUAUGAAGGAAAAGCAAGAAGCUAUCCCACUCCCCCUGCCGUGGCAUUUUCUCAAGAGGAGGAUCUUCUCGGUCAUAGUCUAGCCUACCCACUGGCUGCGAGCUCUCCAAAUUCCUCGAACCUGGGAAGCCUCAGCAGAUUUGAUGUACGCUAUCUCCAACACGAGAUUAAACAGCUCGAGGGAGUUCUCGAAGGUUACAUCCAAGACAUAUCAGACUGCUCCUCAAGAUAG